CCCUUUGGCCCGUAAUGAAGUCAGGGGGAGGCGAUAUUUGGCGCUGCAUCGAUGGACCAUAACCAUUAAAAGGGUAAAGAAGAAGAAGGAGGAAGCGAAAACCCGGGGUAGGGGAAGCACUGAUUGGUUAUUUUAAGCACGGGAAGUUUGCCGGCGUGCUUCUACUCACAUUAGAGUCCCCAGUCUUCUCCUGUUAACCUUCCCGCUUCUGCGCAGCACGACCCGGACAAAGCUACCCAGCCUGUCCCCUGUGUGUGUGUCUGUCUAUUUGUCUAUUAAGAGCAGUAUGUCUGAUUACGGCGGCCUACCAUCUAAUGGAGUAGGUGCUGGGUUGAAAAAGGAUGCUUUUGCAGACGCCGUACAACGAGCCAGACAGAUUGCAGCUAAAAUUGGUGGAGAUGGUGUGCCGCCUGUGUCAAACAACGGAGCUGAAAGUUAUCCAUUCACAGCACAGAAACGAUCCCUGGAAGAAGCAGACGAACCAAAUGCAAAGAAGGUAGCAUCACAGAGUGAAAGAGAUUCAGCAAUGUCUAUUGGAGCACAGCUAGCUGCUUUGUCUCAACAAAGUGUAAGGUCCUCUACAAUGACAGAAGAUUACAGGGUACCAGAUGGCAUGGUUGGUCUCAUUAUUGGAAGAGGAGGUGAACAGAUCAACAAAAUCCAACACGACUCUGGCUGCAAGGUCCAAAUUGCACAUGACAGUGCCGGUCUUCCUGAAAGAACUGUUUCUCUAACGGGGCCACCAGAUGCCAUACAAAGAGCUAAAGCAUUUAUAGACGACAUUGUGUCCAGGGGUCAUGAGUCGAGCAAUGGACAGCCAGGUUCUAUGCAAGAGAUGAUCAUCCCUGCAGGCAAGGCUGGCCUCAUUAUUGGCAAAGGAGGAGAGACAAUUAAACAGCUGCAGGAGCGAGCAGGAGUUAAAAUGAUUCUUAUUCAAGAUGGAUCUCAGCCACCCAAUGUAGAUAAACCCUUACGCAUCAUUGGGGACCCCUAUAAAGUGCAGCAAGCAAAGGACAUGGUCAAUGAAAUCCUGCGAGAAAGGGAUCACAGUGGCUUUGGAGACCGGAAUGAAUACGGAUCAAGGAUGGGAGGAGGUGGCAUUGAGAUUGCUGUGCCUAGACAGUCUGUGGGAGUUGUGAUUGGUCGAAGUGGGGAAAUGAUAAAGAAGAUCCAGAGUGAUGCUGGAGUGAAGAUACAGUUUAAACCAGAUGAUGGUACUGGGCCUGAUAAAAUUGCCCAUAUUAUGGGCCCUCCAGACCAGUGUCAACAUGCAGCCUCAAUUAUCACUGACCUGCUACAGAGCAUCCGGGCCCGAGAGGAGGGUGGGCAAGGGGGUCCUCCAGGUCCUGGUGCAGGGAUGUCGCCUGGAGGUCGAGGGUGGGGAAGAGGUCAGGGCAACUGGGGUCCUCCGGGAGGAGAAGUGACCUUCUCCAUUCCUGCUCACAAAUGUGGGUUGGUCAUUGGUAGAGGAGGAGAGAAUGUCAAGUCCAUCAACCAACAAACUGGUGCGUUUGUGGAGAUAUCUCGUCAGCCACCUCCGAAUGGUGACCCAAACUUCAAACUGUUCAUCAUCAGAGGGUCCCCAGAACAGAUUGACCAUGCAAAGCAGCUUAUAGAAGAGAAGAUUGAGGGUCCGUUGUGUCCAGUUGGUGGUGGUCCAGGAGGCCCAGGUGGUCCCAUGGAUCCCUAUAAUCCUGCUCCUUAUAACGCUGGGCCUCCUGGUGGAGCUCCCCAUGGGGCUGCACCUGGUGGUCCACAGUACCAUCCUCAGGGAUGGGGAAAUACUUACCAGCAAUGGCAAGCCCCAAAUCCACAUGAUCCCAAUAAGGCAGCAGCAGAUCCAAAUGCGGCAUGGGCAGCCUACUAUGCACAAUAUUACGGCCAACAGCCAGGGGGCGCAAUGGCAGCCCAGACUCCCGGCGGCCCUGCUGCAGCAGCACCAGGGGACCAGGGCCAAGUGGCACAGACCUCUGGAGGUCAGCCAGACUACACUAAAGCUUGGGAGGAGUACUAUAAGAAGAUGGGCAUGACUCAGCCAGCUGGAGGAGCAGCAGGUGCUCAAGGUGCAGCAGCACCCAGCGCAACAGCUGGAGCAGGGGGAGCUGCAGCUGGUGGACAGCAGGACUACAGCGCAGCCUGGGCUGAAUACUACAGACAACAGGCUGCCUACUACGGACAGGCAGGGCAGGCUCCUGGGCAGGCAGCUGCUCCUCAGCCAGGACAACAGCCCCAGUAAACGAAUGAUUUGGUCUGUUGGAUGAAUCGAUCUCUGGAUGUUUGUUUUUCCCAUUUUGCUUUAAAAAGGCAAAACCAUGGCUAACUAAUUCAUUGAGACAUUUUCUAUUCCAAUCUUCAUGAUUGUUUUUUAAUGUGACAAUUAAAGAAAGAAAAGGGAACGUGUUAUACCCACGUAUUGAACAAAGCACUAAAUGACUACCCUGCUUACUGUUUAGUUUGUUCCUUUACUCAUCCACACCUCUCUUAAUUUAUCUGAUUGCUUUUAAGUUUUUUGGGGGUUGUUUUUUUUUUUUUGUUUGUUUUUU
Melanotaenia boesemani (Boeseman's rainbowfish) is the source of this 2543-nucleotide messenger RNA. Its product is annotated as KH-type splicing regulatory protein. Gene Ontology annotation, cellular component: cytoplasm; nucleus. Gene Ontology annotation, molecular function: mRNA binding. NCBI's taxonomy places the organism in Eukaryota, Metazoa, Chordata, Actinopteri, Atheriniformes, Melanotaeniidae. Gene Ontology annotation, biological process: regulation of DNA-templated transcription. The coding region runs from base 287 to 2236 and encodes 649 amino acids. The transcript has 18 exons. The record is from RefSeq and is a predicted model, not a curated record.